Anopheles marshallii is the source of this 343-nucleotide messenger RNA. RefSeq names its product RING-box protein 1A. Lineage: Eukaryota; Metazoa; Arthropoda; Insecta; Diptera; Culicidae. The record is from RefSeq and is a predicted model, not a curated record. Bases 2 to 331 code for a protein of 109 amino acids. Gene Ontology annotation, molecular function: zinc ion binding; cullin family protein binding; ubiquitin protein ligase activity. Gene Ontology annotation, biological process: protein ubiquitination; ubiquitin-dependent protein catabolic process. Gene Ontology annotation, cellular component: nucleus; cullin-RING ubiquitin ligase complex. The transcript has a single exon.
CAUGGAUAUCGACGAGGAAGAGUUUGAGGCACCAACAUCCAGCAGCAGCCGAGGUGAGCGGAAGCGUUUCGAGGUCAAAAAGUGGAAUGCGGUAGCCUUGUGGGCUUGGGACAUUGUUGUGGACAAUUGUGCGAUCUGCCGAAAUCACAUUAUGGAUCUUUGCAUCGAGUGCCAGGCGAAUCAGGCAUCGGCCACCAGUGAAGAAUGUACGGUGGCUUGGGGUGUCUGUAAUCAUGCGUUCCAUUUCCACUGUAUCUCCCGGUGGCUGAAGACCCGGCAGGUGUGCCCGCUCGAUAACAGAGAGUGGGAGUUUCAGAAGUACGGCCAUUAAGGUGAUAUUGAC